Corvus hawaiiensis (hawaiian crow) is the source of this 9061-nucleotide messenger RNA. It is a transcript of the gene ATP2B4, whose product is annotated as ATPase plasma membrane Ca2+ transporting 4. The coding region runs from base 512 to 4183 and encodes 1223 amino acids. Gene Ontology annotation, molecular function: ATP binding; PDZ domain binding; ATP hydrolysis activity. Gene Ontology annotation, biological process: calcium ion transmembrane transport; regulation of cytosolic calcium ion concentration. The record is from RefSeq and is a predicted model, not a curated record. The transcript has 21 exons. Lineage: Eukaryota; Metazoa; Chordata; Aves; Passeriformes; Corvidae. Gene Ontology annotation, cellular component: intracellular membrane-bounded organelle; membrane.
UCUGUCCGGGCUGUCGCAGCCUCGCCUUGUCCCCUCUGCCUCUCCGUGGCACCGCGGGAUGGAGGCUCUGGCACCGUGACCUUCGCUGCCCUUCCCACCUCCGCCACCCUGCCCCUCCUCCCUUGGUGGCUGCCGCGGGAGAAGCUCUUCAUCCCCAGGGUGACAACCCUCGCCGGGAUGUCCCCUGACCCUCAGAGCCAGCCCCGAGCAUGAGCUCCAGUUGCUGUGGUAUCCAGGGAGCCUUUCUCCACCUCCUCCUCCUCCUCCUCCUCCUCCUCCUCCCGCUGCAGGAGCUGCACGCCGGGCGUUGCUAAGGUCGCCUCCGCGGUAACAUGCACAUCCUGUUUACACCUUCAUCCCGACAACUUGGGCUCGGAUAGAGCCACCCGUUCCCGCCGGGAAGCCCCCAGGGAAGGGGCCGCAUCCCCCACCCCAAGGCGCCGGAGCCGCCGGAGCUGCAAGCGAGGCCGCCGCAGGAGCGCCGCGCCGGUGGCACCGUCACCGUGACAAGAUGACGAACAACGUGGCCGACCACCACCCCGGGAACUCGGUGGCCGAGGGCAACCAUGAGGGGGACUUUGGGUGCUCCAUGGUGGAGCUCAGGAACUUCAUGGAGCUGAGGAGCGCCGAGGCCGUGGCCCGGCUCAACGACUCCUAUGGCGGCGUCCAGAACGUCUGCAAGAGGUUGAAGACGUCACCGGUCGAAGGCCUGUCCGGGAACCCCACAGACCUGGAGAAGCGGCGUCAGGUGUUCGGCCAGAACUUCAUCCCCCCCAAAAAGGCCAAGACGUUCCUGCAGCUGGUGUGGGAGGCCCUGCAGGACGUGACCCUGAUCAUCCUGGAGAUCGCAGCCAUCAUCUCCCUGGGGCUCUCCUUCUACCACCCCCCGGGAGGGGACAACGAGCUGUGCGGGCAGUCCUCGGGCGGCGUGGAGGACGAGGGCGAGGCGCAGGCGGGCUGGAUCGAGGGCGCUGCCAUCCUGUUCUCCGUCAUCAUCGUGGUGCUGGUGACGGCCUUCAACGACUGGAGCAAGGAGAAGCAGUUCCGGGGCCUCCAGAGCCGCAUCGAGCAGGAGCAGAAGUUCACGGUGAUCCGCAAGGGCCAGGUCAUCCAGAUCCCCGUGGCCGAGAUCGUGGUGGGGGACAUCGCCCAGAUCAAGUACGGUGAUCUCCUGCCAGCGGACGGGAUCCUGAUCCAGGGCAAUGACCUGAAAAUAGAUGAGAGCUCGCUGACGGGGGAGUCAGACCACGUCAAGAAAUCCAUGGAUAAAGACCCCAUGCUGCUGUCAGGUACCCACGUGAUGGAGGGCUCGGGCAGGAUGGUGGUGACUGCUGUGGGCAUCAACUCCCAGACCGGGAUCAUCUUCACCCUCUUGGGAGCAGGAGAAGGAGACGAAGAGAAGAAAGUGAAGAAAGCUAAAACUCAGGAUGGUGUGGCCUUAGAGAUCCAGCCCCUGAAGAGCCAGGAGGGGGUGGAGAACGAGGAGAAGGAGAAGAAAAAGGUCAAAGUGCCCAAGAAGGAGAAGUCGGUGCUGCAGGGGAAGCUCACGCGCCUGGCGGUGCAGAUCGGGAAGGCAGGGCUGCUCAUGUCGGCCAUCACCGUCAUCAUCUUGGUGCUCUACUUCGUCAUCGACACCUUCGGGGUGCAGAAGCGGCCCUGGCUGGCCGAGUGCACCCCCAUCUACAUCCAGUACUUCGUCAAGUUCUUCAUCAUCGGCGUCACCGUGCUGGUGGUGGCCGUGCCCGAGGGGCUCCCGCUGGCCGUCACCAUCUCCCUGGCCUACUCCGUGAAGAAAAUGAUGAAGGACAACAACCUCGUGAGGCACCUGGACGCCUGCGAGACCAUGGGCAACGCCACGGCCAUCUGCUCGGACAAGACGGGCACGCUGACCAUGAACCGCAUGACCGUGGUGCAGGCCUACGUGGGGGACACCCACUACCGCCAGAUCCCCGACCCCGAGGCCAUCCUGCCCAAAAUCCUGGACCUCAUCGUCCACGGCGUGGCCAUCAACUCUGCCUACACCUCCAAAAUCCUGCCGCCGGAGAAGGAAGGGGGGCUGCCCCGGCAGGUGGGCAACAAGACCGAGUGUGCCCUGCUGGGCUUCGUGCUGGACCUCAAGCAGGACUACCAGGCCGUGCGCAACGAGGUGCCCGAGGAGAAGCUCUACAAGGUCUACACCUUCAACUCCGUGCGCAAGUCCAUGAGCACCGUGCUGAGGAGCAGCGGCGGCGGCUUCCGCAUGUACAGCAAGGGAGCCUCCGAGAUCAUCCUCCGCAAGUGCACCAAGAUCCUGGACAAGAACGGCGAGCCGCGGGUGUUCAAGGUGAAGGACAGGGAUGAGAUGGUGAAGAAGGUGAUCGAGCCCAUGGCCUGCCACGGGCUCAGGACCAUCUGCCUGGCAUUCCGGGAUUUCCCUGCGGACGCAGAGCCCGACUGGGACAGCGAGAACGAGAUCCUGUCUGACCUGACCUGCAUCGCUGUGGUGGGGAUCGAGGAUCCCGUGCGGCCUGAGGUGCCCGAUGCCAUCCUGAAGUGCCAGCGCGCGGGGAUCACCGUCCGGAUGGUGACAGGGGACAACAUCAACACUGCCCGUGCCAUCGCCACCAAGUGUGGCAUCCUGCUGCCCGGGGAGGACUUCCUGUGCCUGGAGGGCAAGGAAUUCAACCGGCUCAUCCGCAACGAGAAGGGAGAGGUGGAACAGGAGCAGCUGGACAAGAUCUGGCCCAAGCUGCGGGUGCUGGCGCGCUCCUCCCCCACGGACAAGCACACCCUGGUGAAAGGAAUUAUCGACAGCACCGUGGGUGACCAGAGGCAGGUGGUGGCCGUGACAGGGGACGGCACCAACGAUGGCCCAGCCCUGAAGAAAGCGGACGUUGGGUUUGCCAUGGGCAUCGCGGGCACGGAUGUGGCCAAGGAGGCCUCGGACAUCAUCCUGACGGACGACAACUUCACCAGCAUCGUCAAGGCCGUCAUGUGGGGCCGCAACGUUUACGACAGCAUCUCCAAGUUCCUGCAGUUCCAGCUCACCGUCAACGUGGUGGCCGUCAUCGUGGCCUUCACCGGCGCCUGCAUCACCCAGGACUCUCCCCUGAAGGCCGUGCAGAUGCUGUGGGUGAACCUGAUCAUGGACACCUUCGCCUCGCUGGCGCUGGCCACGGAGCCGCCGUCGGAGUCGCUGCUGCUGCGCAAGCCCUACGGCCGCAACAAGCCCCUCAUCUCCCGCACCAUGAUGAAGAACAUCCUGGGCCACGCCGUCUACCAGCUCACCAUCAUCUUCACCCUGCUCUUUGCCGGGGAGAAGUUCUUCGACAUCGACAGCGGCCGGAACGCGCCCCUGCACUCCCCCCCCACCGAGCACUACACCAUCGUCUUCAACACCUUCGUGAUGAUGCAGCUCUUCAACGAGAUCAACGCCCGCAAGAUCCACGGCGAGAGGAACGUCUUCGAGGCCAUCUACCGCAACCCCAUCUUCUGCACCGUGGUGCUGGGCACCUUCGCUGCCCAGAUCAUCAUUGUGGAGUUUGGUGGGAAGCCCUUCAGCUGCUCGGGGCUCACCCUGAGCCAGUGGUUCUGGUGUAUUUUCAUCGGAGUGGGAGAGCUCCUGUGGGGCCAGCUGAUCUGCACCGUCCCAACGAGCCACCUGAAGUUCCUGAAGGAAGCCGGGCACGGCAUCACCAAGGAGGAGAUCCCCGAGGAGGAGCUGCCCGAGGACGUGGACGAGAUCGACCACGCGGAGAUGGAGCUGCGGCGGGGGCAGAUCCUGUGGUUCCGGGGGCUCAACAGGAUCCAGACCCAGAUGGACGUAGUUUACACAUUCCAGACCGGCGCCUCCUCUUUGCAGGGAGCCCUCAGGAGACAGCCUUCCAUCGUGAGCCAGCACCACGAUAUCAAAGUGGUGAAUGCGUUCCGUAGCUCCCUGUACGAAGGCCUCGAGAAACCCGAAUCCAGAAGCUCCAUCCAUAACUUCAUGACUCACCCGGAGUUCAUCCUGGAGGAAGACGAGCCUCGAACACCAUUCCUUGACGGCGCCGAAGACGACCCCGAGCCUGACGGACUCCAAAAGCGAGGUGGGGGCAGCCCGGCGGGGUCGACAGCGUUGAACAGAAACAACAACGCAGUGGACAGCGAGCUCAGCUUCCCAGAGCCUGGGAGCCCCUUCCACAGCCUGGAGACAUCUGUUUGACCUUCGAACUUGGAAUUCCCCCUCCUCCUCCUCAUCCUCCUCCUCCUCAUCCGCCUCGGCGCUGUGUGAUCCCGGCACCAGUAACUGAUCACAGCUGCGGUCACUCCGUGUCAAACUGCUCAUGCCUGUUACCAUCAUUUGGGGUUGGUUUUAUUUUUGGGCGGGGGGGUAGGGAGGGGGUUUUAUUUGAUUUUUCUUUCAUUUUUUUGGUUUCUGUUUUGUUCUUUUUUUUUUCUUUUACCGUUAUUUAGCAGUGGGAACCAGAGUACCACCGCCACGCUGUGGGUGUUGGGAGAGAGGCUAAGCCAAAAAAAACCACCCAACCAAACAAUUGUGCAUCUCCAUCCCUGGUUUUCCGUGGUACUCGCCCGGGGGGAAGCAGCCAGGUUCUUUCCUCUCCAAGAGUUGGGCUCCAGGCACGGAGGGAGGUUUUCACUUUGGAAAAAUGCAUGUUCCGAGGAAAUUCAAGUUGUUGUAGUCUUACACACCCUCAGCCCGAGGGCUGGGGGUGCACUUGUGACUUGAUUUUAAUUUUUUUUUUUUUUUUUGGUGGGUUUUUCUUCCACUUGUGGUUUUUAGGGGUUUUUUCUUCUAAUGUUGGAGGUUUUGCUCUUUGCUUGUGGGAUUUGUCCCCCCCCCCCACCCAGGAACUUCUCAGUGGGGAGGGGCAGUCACCACUCCAGUGUGAAAAUUAAGGAAUAAACUAAAAAAUCCCAGCCAGAGGAAGGUGUUUACUCCAAGGUUGAGAGAUCCAGGGAUGUCCACCAGUCUUCCACCUUUGGAAAAUGGUACCUGGGCGUUUUCCAGCUCCUCCUCUGUGUGUGCCCCACACGUUUUUCUCUCUCUGUUUCCAAACUGGUAGAUGAGAAAUGAAGCUGGCUUAGUUCUAACCUUGCUGGAGGGGAGAGACUCUGAUUUUCCUGCAAAGGGGGAGGUGAAACUGCCAGGGAAAAGGUGGAGAGAAACCCCCCCCAGUUGUGAGGGAUGCAGCUUCUUCCUGGGGAAUUUUAGGAGAGGCCUCUCUGCUGCUCUUGGUCAGGAGGGAAACUCUUGGUGAGAGGUUUUUUGCAGCUCUCACAGCUCCUGGCCCUCAGAGCAGAGGGAGUUUUGCCCUUUUUCUGUGCUGUUGGGGUCAGUAACCCUCCAGCCUCGCUGUGCCGGCUCCAGGGAAGCGCUGAGGGAUCCGGGAGGAGGCUCCAGCUGUGUCCACCAGCGCUCCAAAAGCUGUGGGAGGCUGAACGGAGAAUCCUGAGAGCACAGUGGGUCCUCAGUGCUGGCAGGGAUCAAUCUGGUGGUCUCACGAUCCAGUGGAAGGGAGGGAAGCUCCAUGGCCUACGGAUGAUCCUCGGUUUUCCUGGAGGCAGCAGGUUUGGCUUGGAUGGCUGCAGGUCCUCCGGAGAAGGUGCUGCUGGAGGCUCGGCCUCACUUCGCUGCUUUUUUCUUUUUUUGGAGGUCAUCUCUUCCCCUGGAGCCCUGCCUCACCUCCACCACUUGGAAUAAUUCAGUGAGAGUCCCUUUCCUUGCAGCUGGCUCUGGAUUGUCCCUCUGGCGAUCCCUGGAGCGGGAGGCAGGAUGUGCCGGGCUUGGGCCAAGCCCCUUCCCCGCAAGCUCCCGCUGCUGCUCCCCUGCUCGUGACCCUUCCUCCUCUCCUCCAGCCCCUUUGGGAGCAGAGGGAAUUGGCUGGAAGCCGCUCUCCGAGGUAAUUCCCACCCCUGGGAGCGCAGAGGUUUGCCGGGAGAGGCCGGGGCUGGCUGGGUUCUCCCCCCUGUUCCCUUCAGGAACGCACAGAGGAAUCUCCCGUGCCUUGUCCGAGCACUGCCUGCAGCACCUCCUGCCACGCCAGGGCCCAGAUCUUUGCCGAGAUUUAAGUGUUCCUUAAACCACACCACAAACCAAGUGUCUUCGGUUCGCCCCCGGCCCCGCCUCGUCCUUUCCGUGGGGUGGGAGGAGGAGGGGAGGUCUUGAUCCCAAAAAUCCCCGCUAUCCGGAAUGUUCCGAGUGUCCCACCCUGGUGCUGGCGAGCUGGGCUUUGUUCACUGCCAACAGCAAGAAGAAAUUGCCACCACUGCCCAUCCCCAGUGCAAAUUCAGUGUCCACCCCAUGCCCGGCUCCUUUUUUCCUCCCUCCCUCCCCCAAAAAAAUAACCCAGGGGGGUGAGGAGGGGUCUUGGGUUAAACACCAGGGAAGACCCAAACAAGGGGUGGUUGUGGGGUUUUGGUUCUAUGUUAAAGAUGACAUUGCUUAAAAAAACAACAAAAAAAAAAUCACUUUUUCUAUUUUAAAUACUUGCAAAAAAAACAAAAAAAAAAGAAGAAGAAGAUAUGGUGUUCUUACAAGCUUACAUAAAUAUUUAUUAAAUACAUUUUUUGGGGGGGAUGCACCAAUUUUAUUUUGGUUUUUUUUUUCCUUUUGAUAUUUUUUUAAUACCUCAGACCUGUUGAAAAAAAAAAGAAAUAAAAAAAAAAAGAAAAGAAAGACUCAAACCACCACCAACUUCAAGCCAACUUUGGGGGCUCUCAAAGUCACUCCCAGAAAUCUGUGACUGGCAGGGUUUGCCACAAGGGUCUGGUCGUUCCUUUAGUUUGCUCUAUUUUUGUCGUUCUAGUUGCCAUAUUAGGAGGGGGGGGAUGGGGGAGGGAGAAAUAAAUGCUCUAUAAAUAUUAUGCAAAAAAAAAAAAAGGAAAAAAAAAAAGAAAAAGAAAAAAAAAUCUAGUUUUCUUUAGCUCAGAAACAGAUAUUUUUACGUCAGCCAUAUGUAUUUUGUUUAAAGAAAAAAAAAGAAAAUAAAGAGAUCUCGGGUCCCGCGGCUGCGUGAGGGCAGUUGCAAGGGACACUUUAAUUAAUUCCGUGGAUUAAUUAAUUCAGCCAUCGGAUGCCAGUCAGCUUCCUUUUCUCUGAGCAGCCAUCUUUCUACUAGACGUGAGUUGGAUGACACAAAUGGGGUUUUUUUAUAUAAAUAUCUAUAAAUUAUGUUGGUGUAUGGCUGGUUGCUUCAAGUAUAAAUGUUUCUUGCGCAGAUUUCCUGUAAAGUUAUUUUGGGGUUUUUUUUGGGGGGGGGGGUUAAAUUUCAGUGAUAUCCUGGCAGCAGCUGACUCUUGGCUUAAGUUAUUGAGGACAUUACACACACAAAAAAAAAGAGAUUUGGGGGAGAUCGGUGCUCCAAAAAUCAGAAAAAAAGGCAUGGUCGGCGGCACGGACUUUUGGGGACUCUCUGCAACAUGCCUUGACUAGGGGGAGAUAUAAAUAUAUAUAUAAAUAUAUAUUAUUAAUAAUAAUUCCUGGGGUUUUUCGCUUUGUUUGAACUGCCACGAGCGCGCACGGAGCAGGGGAGGGACAGCGCCAAGCAAAGUCACCCCCCCCGUCCUCCUCCUCCUCCUCGUUGUGAUCCGUGUUCAACUUGCCUUGGAAUGCUUUGUUAUUAAAACACUCUGAACAUCCUUCUGCAUCCAGUUCUUGAUGCCAGCAGGGCCCCUUGGUGGUGGAUUUUCCGUGGAUUUUCCGUGUUGGUACCAAAGACACCCCACCGCGGCCUGGGCGCCGUUUGCCGGCCGGGCAGCUCGAGGCGUUUUCGCUUUCUCCUGCUGAGGUUUUUAUGAUUUGCACACACAGAGAGAGAGAGGGGCUUGGGGAGGGGGAUUUAACUCGAUUGGUUUGUUUUUAGCCAAAAGGUUUUCCGUGCAAUAAGCUUCCGAGGGAGAUUUUUCCAAACGAUCUCAAGAAGGAAACAAACGAAGCCGCGUUUUAGCAUGGGCGCCCUUUGCGGGUUUUCCUCUCCCCGCCCCAUCUCUCAGCUCCUCUCUGAGGGUGACCUGAGGGGAUGGCUGUUAAAAAAACCCCAUCCCAAAUCCAGCCAGGGCAUCUCCGAGGUGUCCCUGUCACCCUCUGUGACCGUAGGGACCCCCCCCAAGUCCCUGGAGGGGACGCCUGGGCCUGCAUCGCUUCUGCUCCGUCCCCAGCCCCUCGUGGAGCUCAGAGCCCCCAAAACGCCCUCCUGCACCCCCAGCUUUCCCUUGGAGGCCCAGGGAUGCGAGGGAACCUUUUUCCUGCUCCUUUUCCACCCAAACUGGGGGGUUUUGGCACCUCUUUCUCGCCAGCACCCCCCUCUCACCCUGACUCUGCUCUUCCCCGCUCCCCAAAAGCCCAAUUUUCAUCCAGCAAAGCCCAUGGCUAAAACUGCCUUUAGUUUAUUUCCUCCCCUUCAAUAAAUAUAUAUAUAUAUACAGUCUGAACUCAACAUUUAUGUGUGUGUAUAUAUAUUUAUCCAACGCUCUCACAAAACAAAAAGAACUUUCUUUUGAAGAGGGCACGCAGAGCCGAGUUUUUCUUUUUUUUUUUUUUUUUUUCAGUAACUCAGUAUAAUAAGCACUGGUAUUUUUGUAUAAAAAAUGGGAGAGAAAGCGGGGAAAAAAAAAAACAACAAAAAACCAAAAAACCAAAAUACAAAACAAAAGACUGAAUAUUAUGUGGUAUGCAUGACAUUAAAAAACAAAACAAUGGUGGUUUCAAAGCAAUAUGUACCCUGGUGUGUUUGCCAUAUCCUAGAGUCCAGCUUCAAGUGCACCUGAUCUGUAUUGCAUUUUGAUAUUAAUCUCUAUGUACCAUGUUUUGCAUGUAAUUUAUAUGGAUCUUGGGAGAAAAAAAAAGAAAAAAGAAUCUGAAUGAAUUGUCCGUUGGCUUCUUCCGAGAAAACAGGCUCCGAGCAGAGAGAAUACUCCAAAGUGGAAGCAGCAGAGUGGUUGAGGGGUGGGAAAAGGGGGUGCAGCAUAAAAACAAAAACGAAGAGGGAGAAGGGGAACGGUUUGGAAUCAAUAAAGCUUUGGCUGUCGAGCAGAAACAAUGCGCGAAUGCAUCCAGAGAAUAAAAUGUGCCCACAUGUAA